This is a messenger RNA of Ctenocephalides felis (cat flea), 962 nucleotides long. RefSeq lists its product as uncharacterized. The record is from RefSeq and is a predicted model, not a curated record. The transcript is spliced from 6 exons. The coding region runs from base 93 to 962 and encodes 289 amino acids. Lineage: Eukaryota; Metazoa; Arthropoda; Insecta; Siphonaptera; Pulicidae.
GUGGAAAAGGGUUGCAAAUCCAAUAAGCCCUUAAAAGGAUGUAGCCAGAGACUCCGGAAUCAUAAUGGCAAAAAUGGGGUUUAUUAUUAUUAAUGCCAAAAGACGGAUCAUUGGGUUUUGAAGAUUUCCUAAGAAUCCGUUCCUGCAACCCUCUUCGGAAAUAUGCAAAGAAUGUCAUCGGAACUGUUAAUCCACAAAUAGUAGUAAUCCUCGAAAAUGUACCUGAAAUUCGAAAAUUUCACCUCAGAAAUUUCGAAGUGGGAGUUGAAAUCCGAAAAGGACAAGGACGGCGAAAAGGUAUAAAUAGAAGCACCAUGCAGAAGUACUUCAUCCUUUCCCUGCUCCUCGCUUCGGCCUUUGCCGACUACCAGCCCUCGUCCCAGCCGGAUUCAGGCAGCGCCGUCGACCAGGCUUUGGCGGCGCAGCAGGAGCAGCAGAACGCCAUAAUGGCAGCAGCGAUGCCGCCGCCGCCUCCUUACUACGCCAGCUACGGCCCUCAGGACCCCGUUCAACAAUACGUUGCCAAUUACGGACCUGCCAAUAUACCCGUCGGGUACGGGAAUUAUGGACCUGAUCAGGGAUACGCCGUCCAAACUGGCAUCGAAGGAUUUUUAGUGCCUGCUUCAUACACACCUCCACCAACGACUACUUCCAGUUAUCCAUUGAGACUGUUUUCUUCAUUCCCAAGGGUUUUAGCUGAUGCCAUAAGCAGAGUCGGAGUCUACCUUUUGGGUGGAGCAGGAUUCUUACUUCUCGGAGGUGCUUUUGCAGCUCUCGUCUGCACCUUCACACCAUUCUGCACCAUCUCUUUCUUGGGACUCGGAUUGGCUAAAGAAUCUGUUAGAUCUUUCAUGACACCAGACAAAUUGACUGCAGCAACUAUUUUCUUGAAAGAAGCCAUCGACAAGUACCAAAGUCUUCAGAAGCGUAAUGUUGAAAACUCCACAAAUAAACGUAGAUGA